AUGGUGAGAUUUCUUUGUGAUUCUCUGAAGUCAGUUCUAAUUUUUCUGUCCUCAGCAAACCUUAUUGCAGGUCUCAAGUGCGUGUGCCAGCUGUGUGAGCACACCAACUUCACCUGCCAUACAGAGGGUGCCUGCUGGGCCUCGGUCAUGCUGACCAACGGGCGGGAGGAGGUGAUCAAGUCUUGUGUCUCCCUUCCAGAGCUGAACGCACAGGUCUUCUGCCACAGUUCCAAGAACAUCACAAAGACCGAGUGCUGCUACACUGACUUCUGCAACAACAUUACCCUCCGCCUGCCCGUCGCGUCGGAGUCUCCCAGCAGAGCCAGUGCGGGACCGGUGGUGCUGGCAGUGACAGUGGCGGUGCCGGUCUGCAUCCUGUCCCUCGCAGCGGUGCUGGUGGCAUGUACCUGCCAGAGCCGGCGCUGUGCCCACGGCAGGGUGAAGCAGCCCAACGUGGAGGAGCCCCUCUCCGAGUGCAACCUGGUGAACUCUGGGAAGACGCUGAAGGAUCUCAUCUAUGAUAUGACAACCUCUGGCUCUGGCUCUGGUUUACCUCUGCUUGUACAAAGAACCAUCGCGAGGACUAUUGUCCUGCAGGAAAUUGUAGGAAAAGGCCGAUUCGGCGAAGUCUGGCAUGGAAAAUGGUGUGGGGAAGACGUAGCUGUGAAAAUCUUCUCCUCCAGAGAUGAACGAUCCUGGUUCCGUGAGGCAGAAAUUUAUCAGACGGUUAUGCUGAGACACGAGAACAUCCUGGGCUUCAUUGCAGCCGAUAACAAGGAUAACGGGACAUGGACGCAGCUCUGGCUUGUCUCUGAGUACCACGAGCAAGGGUCCCUGUUCGACUACCUGAACAGAGGCACGGUGACAGUGGAAGGCAUGGUGAAGCUAGCGCUGUCGGUGGCCAGUGGCCUGGCGCACCUCCACAUGGAGAUUGUCGGCACACAAGGCAAGCCAGCGAUCGCUCACCGAGAUCUGAAAUCUAAAAACAUCUUGGUGAAGAGGAACGAAAGCUGCGCCAUCGCAGACCUGGGCCUGGCAGUGAAGCAUGACUCAGUGCUGAACACCAUCGAUAUUCCCCAGAACCCCCGGGUUGGGACCAGGAGGUAUAUGGCUCCUGAGAUACUUGAUGACGUGAUGAAUAUGAACAUCUUCGAGUCCUUCAAGCGUGCAGAUAUAUACUCUCUUGGGCUAGUAUACUGGGAAAUAGCCCGAAGGUGCUCUGUUGGAGGAAUCACUGAGGAAUACCAGCUGCCUUACUAUGAUGUUGUGCCUUCUGAUCCUUCAAUAGAAGAUAUGAGAAGGGUAGUUUGUGAACAGAAGCUCAGACCAAAUAUUCCAAACCAGUGGCAAAGCUGUGAGGCACUGCGAGUGAUGGGCAGGAUAAUGCGUGAAUGCUGGUAUGCCAACAGCGCCGCGCGACUGACUGCGCUGCGUAUCAAGAAGACCAUCUCACAGCUCUGCAUGCAGGAGGACUCCAAAGCCUGAUGGAGCUCCCUGGAGGAUAAGAGGGGAAUGAAUUCUUCUGUUCAUCUUUUAACAUGUGACAUUAUUUUUAUUUUUGGUCUACCUCAGAUAGCAUGGUUCAGUAUUUAAGUGCCCAAACCAGAGCACUGACAUCUAACUUCAUAUCUGGCCACUGGAAGGGGCAGCUUUUGACUUGUAGAUCAUGUUUUAUACAGGAAGUCAACGACUUGCUUUGGUUUUCUAAUAUUGGACACUAGGCUAAUUGCAGAAAGGAGCUUAAAACACCACGGCAGUGUAAAAAUACCUUCUGCUGUUGUGCUUUUUAUCCUAAUCAAACCCCAAACCUAUUGGAAAUAGCUGGUAUUGCUUAAAGCCUGUUUGCAAGGGAAACCACAAGUUUUAUCCUCAAACCAAGUAAAAGACCAAAUUUAAUCCAGCUUUUUACAUAUUUUUACGCAGGUAUCUGAAAAGGGCCUGUCAAUAAAAUGCAUUUUUAAACGCUCUAUUUAUCAUUACCGAAGCAAAUAAAAAA
Molecule: messenger RNA, 1996 nt
Organism: Strigops habroptila (Kakapo)
Lineage: Eukaryota; Metazoa; Chordata; Aves; Psittaciformes; Psittacidae
Gene: ACVR1C
Product: activin A receptor type 1C
Exons: 9
Coding region: 1-1485 (494 amino acids)
Biological process (GO): nervous system development; cellular response to growth factor stimulus; protein phosphorylation
Cellular component (GO): activin receptor complex; plasma membrane
Molecular function (GO): ATP binding; activin receptor activity, type I
Source: RefSeq, a predicted model, not a curated record